AUGCGACCUUGCGAGAGCGUGGAUGUCGGCCUGGUAAUCAAAAGAAAAGCUGCUGCGAAGGAAGUUCAAGAUAAACUACAGCGAGGAACGAGAAACCUAAUACUCGCGCUUGCAGUAUUUGUAGCAAGGAAGUAUGAGCUUGUGAGCAGGUUUCUGCCAUUUGGUCAACCGUUCGUACCUUAUUUUGAGGUUCUUGCUCUCAUCACAUUCUCUCUAAACUGCCUUGUCAAUUUUCUUCAAUACUUGUCUCUGACUCUUGGUUUCCGUACUCUCUCCAUCUCCGAAGGUCAAGCACGUUUACUCAAAGUUACCAACCAAAAUGUGCGUGGAAUCACAGUUGCUACCUCGGUGGCUUCUUCUCCCAGUCAAAAUUCUCCAGUGACUGUCACUCAAUUUCGUCCUCAUUAUUCAUCGUUUACUCCACCAUCAAGGUGGUCACCCACAACGCCACAGAGUGUUAUGUCCAGUAGUCUUCAUUCUAGUCUUGGCUCUGCUUCCUAUAUUGAUACAUCUCUUGAUUCAAGUUUUGUACGACUUCGAAACUCAACUGGUCACAGAAGAUCAACAGGUUACGAUGACCACAUCUCAGAUUCAACAUCACUGAAUCGUUUUGUUAGAGAGCAAGAAGAACUAGAAGAACAAUAUCAACGAACUAUGCGAUUAAGUCCUCAACAGCAGCAUCUUCACUUUGACUCUUCAGGUCGUUCACCUGAUCUCCCUCUGGGGAAGUAUCAGGCAGGAGUGUUGUCUUCUUCACCGUCUGUGAGGGACGAGGAAGACAGCUUUGGACAUUCAACAACAAGAUCAGAAGAAGUGUGGCAGCAGCUUAAGAUCAACAAAUCUGAUCUCGAAUUAUGGACAGAGAACUGUCGCAAGUGGAUAUCAGUUACUUUAGUCAAACGACUUGCCACAGAGAUUGAUGCCAUUAAUGCAACUCUCGUCAGUAUUGGCAGUCGUGACAUUCAGAUUGGCAGUGUGAGUCUCAGCACUCUUCGUCAGAUAGCUACAGUCAAGUCACAGCAGGUGCCUUCACUUGCUGUUGUUGUGCCAUAUCUUGAAGUUUUCACGAAUCAGGAGUAUUUGGUGCAGAGAAUACGAGAUCUCAGUCGUGGCGACAGCUUGAACUGUUACCGUUGGAACAGUGGAGGACGGUGGAAUGGAAGAGGUUGGGACAAUGAGUUACCCAAUGACACUCAAAUUUUACUGCAUCUUGUUUGUACUUAUUUGGAUGCUCGUCUCCCUCCAAACCCUCGACAGCCUGAUCGUAAGGCAUUUUCAACUCAUUAUGUUAUCCGAGCGCCGAGCAAACACGAUCCAAAGAAGAAGGAACGUGAGAUUUGUCUUUAUCAGACAAGAACGAAUCCUCCACAUAUGAAGGUGGUUAUCAGGAAUGCUAUUGUAGAUGUUCCAAAGGGUCGAAACAAUUUCUUUCAUUCACUCAUUGCUUUUCUCCAUCACCUCAAAGUAGAAGAGAAGGGAAUGCUAGGGAGAACCAACUUAUCUCUCUCAGGACUGAAUAUUCUGACAAUUUUGGAACUAGACUAACUGAUUCAUGUAUUAGCAUAAACAACAUGAUUUUACUAUCUACAGUA
Molecule: messenger RNA, 1592 nt
Organism: Corticium candelabrum
Lineage: Eukaryota; Metazoa; Porifera; Homoscleromorpha; Homosclerophorida; Plakinidae
Product: transmembrane protein 209-like
Exons: 16
Coding region: 1-1545 (514 amino acids)
Cellular component (GO): membrane
Source: RefSeq, a predicted model, not a curated record